Messenger RNA from Cannabis sativa, 762 nucleotides. RefSeq names its product dormancy-associated protein homolog 3-like. The transcript is spliced from 3 exons. The record is from RefSeq and is a predicted model, not a curated record. The coding region runs from base 98 to 469 and encodes 123 amino acids. Lineage: Eukaryota; Viridiplantae; Streptophyta; Magnoliopsida; Rosales; Cannabaceae.
UUCUGGGUAUCACUCUACACAGAGCUCGAGAUCUCUUUCGGGAUAUUAGCCGCUUUUUCGAUCUCUCAGUCUCUUCUUAAAAACUUACUUUACCCAUAUGGACCUACUCGACCAGCUUUGGGAUGACACCGUUGCCGGACCUCGUCCGGAGAACGGUCUAGCAAAGCUUCGAAAGCAUUCCACCUUCAGUUUCCGGUCUAAUUCGGGCAAGGGAUCUGACGGUGGAAACGUAAGAUCAUACGGUGAGGAUCAGCCGACGAGAGUUACGCGGAGUAUUAUGAUAGUAAGACCACCAGCGAGCCUGAGCGGUUCGCCUCCGGUUUCGCCAGCUGGAUCAACUCCUCCAGUGUCGCCGUUUUCUGGAGGCAGAGAGUCGUUUAGGUUUCGAAGAAAGUCAGCAUCGGAUGCGUACGAGAAAACAGGCGAAGUUGGACCCAGAAGCAGCCCUCCUCCUCCUUACGACGUGUGAAAUAUAAUGAUGAUGAUGAUGAUAUGAUCAUCACAAGAUCAUGUUUUGCAGUUCCAAAUCAAACGACUGAGAAUGUCACUUAACUACUAUAAAUAGGUAUAGCUGUGCUGUGUUUGUCUCUGUGUUUUGGAUGAGGAGGCUGUGUAGUUUGUUAUAUAUAUAUAUAUAAUAUAUAUAUGAUGACGAUGUGAGAUAUGGGCUGUUUGCUGUACCUAUAUCGGAGUGUAGGGUUGGUUUAUUAUGUACUACUUUUGUUCGAUCGAAAUCUCUGUAUAUAUCGGUUUUUCUUUCUA